Molecule: messenger RNA, 2037 nt
Organism: Bipolaris victoriae FI3
Lineage: Eukaryota; Fungi; Ascomycota; Dothideomycetes; Pleosporales; Pleosporaceae
Exons: 7
Coding region: 1-2037 (678 amino acids)
Biological process (GO): regulation of DNA-templated transcription
Molecular function (GO): DNA-binding transcription factor activity, RNA polymerase II-specific; zinc ion binding
Source: RefSeq, a predicted model, not a curated record
AUGCCGGAAGAGAACUGGGUUGCUCACGGGGGGGUUCCCGCGUGCGAUUUGUGCCAUUCCCGAAAGGUCAAAUGCGACCGCAAAGAGCCAUGUGCAAACUGUGUAGCGGCCAAGGCCGAGUGCUUGCGGAACAGGCACAAGCGUGUUCCCCGACCCAAGGUCCGGACCGAUGACAAAAUACAAGCGCUUGUACAGAGGCUCUCCUCUCUAGAACACUCUCUACAUGGCGCUCAUCGCAGUCCUCCCAAUCCAUCCCAAGAGCCUGAUAUGACAAACACCUCUGUCAAGCCAAGCACUGAAGCAAUACCCGAUCGACCAGCAAAAAGGAAGCGUACAACUAGCUCUCAAGAAGUAUCAAUACCUCCAACAACGCCAGAAGUUGACACAACUUCGCAAACAGCAAACGAAGCUCGAUUACACAUCACCAAAGAGCUCUCUACCAAUGGCUUACUAUCUGGACACCAACGCUCGGUCCUUGAGACUGCCAUGUCCUUUGUUGAUCAAUUGUCACACGCGCCCGCACAAAACUUGACAGACCGCAGUACUUUUGAUAAGUCCAUGCACGUUUCCACAGACCUUUCCCAACGCGAAAUUGUCAAUGUCAUUCUUGGAAGUGAGUUCAAGGCACGGAGUGAAGCUGCCGUUCGCCAUCAUACCAUCGACCACAUACCGCCCAAGGCCAUUGAGAGAAUCGCUCUUGCCCUAAUGGCAGGCACUGCCGACGACAAAACCUUGAAUCUCUACAAGGUUGUAAUCCAUUUCCAAGCCGCUGUCGUCAUGUACGCCAGCCAGUUGCAAGCGCCCAAAAGCGCUGCAGUGCAAAAGCAAAUCCAACAGAUGGAGUACGAUCACAUAAUAGCCGCACUUACCGCCUUGGACAACAUAAGCUUCAUGACCUCACCCUCUCUCCUUCUAGUGCAAGCUUUGGUGACAGGAGCCAUCAUGAUGCAAAUCAUAGGCAACCCUGUACAGUGCUGGGAACUCACGGCUCACGCAUCGCAAACGAUUGUAGCACUCGGAUACCAUAAUAUUGACAAGACAGUACCAGAGACUGACGAAGAGCGUGAGAUUUACGCCGUUGUUGCCCAAUGUGCAGAGCUCGACAGUGCCAUGAGUCUGUUGCUUCUUCGACCGAGGUCACUUCCUAAAUUUCAAAUCAAAAUCCACGACCAACUGCGAGCAGACCCUUCAAACCCUAUGAGUGUCCUAGAGUUGGUCUCUGUGCAAGACAAGCUUCUGGACUUGUCUCUCCCUCAGCGCACUAAACGAUCGCCGGGUGCUCUGAAAGAAGAGGUAGCCCAGUUAAGAGCUCAGAUGAAAGAUAUAUAUAUUCUGAUGGAGAAGGAGCGUCAAUUGCACCUAUUGGAUAGUAGAACUGAUGCUCUUAUCCACUACAAGAGUAUGGAGUUCAAGUACUUCUCCCUCUUGACAUCUGUUCACAGGCUGAGCCCCACUGUCACAACGAACUACCUGGAGCGAGAAGAGUGUCUUCAGAGUGCACGGAAGGCGCUCGAAUGUGUCAAGAUGAUCGAACAGCUCGCAAGGACCUUGGAUCAUUUCAUCGAAGGCUUUGACCCGUAUCUAUCAUGGACUUUGUUGUCACAUCCUCUGUGUCCGUUCUUUGUCGUCUUCUGCAAUGUGGUUGGCACCUCUGACCCUCGCGACUUUCAGCUUCUCGAGGAUGUGAUUGAUUGCAUCUCGUCGCUCGUUACAGAGAACAAAUAUGUCAACCGUUUGCAUCGACUCUGCGCAACACUUCUCGGUCUUUGCAAGCCUCUGGUAGGGAGUCCAAGUGCACACAACCAAAUGCAACCAACCCCGGAUCCCACCACGUCUUUGGCGCCAUAUCCUACAUCGAUGCCUUUCAAUCAUGGCCCUGAUAUAUUGUCCAAUAACGACGGUGAUACAAACAAUGGGAUGAUAAAUUCUUCCUGGAACGAUAACAUGAUGUGGCAGUUGUUCCAGUCGCAGCCAUCGUUGGACUGGUUCAACGCUGAUAUCCUUGACCCCGCUUGGGAUAUUGGUCAACCAAAUUGA